CAGGACAAUAAACACCAAACUGUUUUUCUCUCUCCUCACUCCCAAAAAAAGAAACCAUUACUCCGAUCUGACUCUCUACUCAACCAAGCGUCCAAGCCUCCCAUUGGCCGCCGACGUCGUUUUGAUUCUCGCGACCCCUAACUCCUAGAAAAAAGUCAACGUAUCGAGCGAGGGGAGAGACGGAGGAAGGAAGGCAUAAUCUUCCUCUGCCCCUGAUGUAGCCUACCAACAACCAUGAUGAAGGUAAUGAUGAUGACCGGACGAAACGACGUCGCUAGAUUCGGAGCUCACAACGAAGAAGAAGAAGACGAAUGUUUCUUCGAGUCUCUCGACCGCGUUCUCUCUUCCUGCUCUUGCUCCACUUCCAACUCCGACUACGACUCCGACCCCAGCGCGAUCCACGAUCCGAAUCCGUUUCCCCUCCCCUCCGGAUUCGAUCUGUGGAAAUCCGAGCCUGAGUCCGUAUCCGAGAGACGAAUCAGGCUCCUACGCGGGUUAGGACUCAGCAACGAGCCGGAUCUCGCUCCGGCGAGCCGUCUCCGCCGUAGAAAAGGCAUUCGCAGUUCUCAUUUCGCCAGAUCGAGUCACCACGGUAAAUGCGUCUCUUCGCUGAGAUCAGACGUAGUAGUAGUCGAUCACGGUAAGCCUCGUUGUUCUCUCAAUGAUCAUCAUCGUAGCAAUGGUAACAAUGUGGUUCUUGAUUUCGUAAGCAAAGAUCCGAUAGAAACUAACAACGGCAGAGACGUUGUACUGGAGGAGAAAAUGUGCACGAUUAAGAAUCUUGAUAACGGCAAAGAGUUCGUUGUGAACGAAGUCAGAGAAGAUGGAGUGUUGGAGAAGUUGAAAGAGGUAGGUACCGAUCGUCAACUGACUCUGGAGGAGUUUGAGAUGUGUGCUGGGACAUCACCCAUCGUUCUAGAGCUGAUGAGGAGGCAAAGCGUUGAAGACGUUUGUAAAGACUCUGUGGAUUUGAGUACUAGUGUAAGUGGAACUAAGCAUCGACGGAAAGGGAGUUGGUUCAAGAGUAUAAAGAGCGUUGCUAGUAGCGUGACAGGGUACAAAGAGAGAAGAAGCACUGAUGAUAGGGAUUCGCCGUCCGAGAGAGGAGGGCAGAGGCUUAGCUCCGCGACUGAUGAUAGCCGAGACGUGACAUUUCAGGACCCGGAGAGAGUUAAGGUUAGGCAGUAUGGGAAGGCGUGUAAAGAGCUCACGGCGCUUUUCAAGAGCCAGGAGAUUGAUGCUCAUAAAGGGUCGAUAUGGAGUAUUAGGUUUAGUUUGGAUGGGAGGUAUCUUGCUAGUGCUGGUGAGGAUUGUGUUAUUCAGAUUUGGGAGGUUGUUGAAUCAGAAAGAAAAGGGGAACUCUUGUUGGUGGAUAAACAAGACGAUGGAGGUGUAAAUUUGUCUGUGUUGGCAAAUGGAUCUCCAGAACCAGCUUCAUCAAUGUCUCCAAUGAGAAGAGGGAGAACUUCUUUUAGCAGAAAAUCAGUGAGCCUGGACAAUGUUUUGGUUCCAGAAACUGUCUUUGGUCUUUCAGAGAUACCCGUGUGCUCGUUUGUAGGGCAUUUGGAUGAUGUGCUUGACCUUGCCUGGUCGAAAUCUCAGCACUUGCUUUCCUCUUCGAUGGAUAAGACAGUUCGUCUAUGGGAUUUAUCUAGCAAGGCAUGUUUGAAAGUCUUCUCGCAUAGUGACUACGUGACGUGCAUCCAGUUUAAUCCCGUUGACGACAAUUACUUCAUCAGUGGAUCGUUGGAUGCAAAAGUUAGAAUAUGGAGCAUUCCUGAUCAUCAAGUUGUUGAUUGGAAGGAUCUUCAUGAGAUGGUCACAGCUGCCUGCUACACACCGGAUGGUCAGGGUGCAUUGGUUGGUUCAUACAAGGGGACUUGUUGCUUAUACAACACAAGUGAUAACAGACUGCAGCAGAGAAAGGAAAUCAAUUUGAAGAACAAGAAAAAGAAAUCCAAUCACAAGAAAAUCACUGGUUUUCAGUUUGUGGCGGGAAGUUCAUCGGAAGUGCUUGUCACAUCUGCAGAUUCACGUGCGCGUGUGGUUGACGGUGUUGAUCUUGUUCACAAGUUUAAAGGAUUCCGCAACACGAAUAGCCAAAUCUCAGCCUCACUUACAUCAAACGGAAAAUUCUUAGUCUCGGCGAGCGAAGACUCUAAUGUGUAUUUAUGGAACUACGACUCAGAGACUCGAGCUGGUAGAAGCAAACGCGUAACAGUCACAAACACAUACGAACACUUUUACUGUCGGGACGUCUCAGUGGCUGCACCUUGGCCUGGCAAGAUCAGUAACAACAACAACAGCCCCGACCAAUCGCCUUCCACAGCCAAUAACCCACCAACACCUGUCAACGAUCCAGUCAACAACACAGCCGUCACCAACGGUAUCAUUUCGAGCGCCACAAACCGAUACUUCUUCGAUAGAAUGUCAGCGACAUGGCCCGAUGAGAAGCUUUUGCUUGCUGCAAAGAACCGAGCACGAACUAGUCCUAGUGUGAGCGUGGACUUGUCUAAUGGACCGGUUAACGCAAAACCGAAUGCUUCGGCUUGGUCUAUGGUGAUCGUGACCGGCGGUUUACGAGGUGAAAUCAGAACUUUUCAGAAUUUUGGAUUACCGGUUCGUCUAUGAAGACGAGAAGAAAGUGAAUUAUUUUUUACUCAAGUAAAAACCAUCUCUAUUCAAAAAAAGUGUAUAGAUUGAGAGAAGGUUAGUUCUUCCACCUACCUCCUUUUUUUACCACGCCUCUUUUAUUUAUUUUUUCCUUAUUUGUUCUCUAAAAUUCAAAUCUUUAGCAAAUACAUA
This is a messenger RNA of Brassica oleracea var. oleracea, 2805 nucleotides long. Its product is annotated as WD repeat-containing protein 44-like. The transcript has 7 exons. Lineage: Eukaryota; Viridiplantae; Streptophyta; Magnoliopsida; Brassicales; Brassicaceae. Gene Ontology annotation, molecular function: protein binding. Bases 235 to 2631 code for a protein of 798 amino acids. The record is from RefSeq and is a predicted model, not a curated record.